This is a messenger RNA of Hibiscus syriacus, 1509 nucleotides long. RefSeq lists its product as uncharacterized. Lineage: Eukaryota; Viridiplantae; Streptophyta; Magnoliopsida; Malvales; Malvaceae. The coding region runs from base 126 to 1022 and encodes 298 amino acids. Gene Ontology annotation, molecular function: phospholipid scramblase activity. Gene Ontology annotation, cellular component: plasma membrane. Gene Ontology annotation, biological process: plasma membrane phospholipid scrambling. The record is from RefSeq and is a predicted model, not a curated record. The transcript has 13 exons.
GGUUCUCUGUGGCUUCCGCCCAUUUCCCUUAAAUCACCUUCUUUCUUAUACUCACAUGACUGCUGCUCCCAUCCCUUCUGUUUAAACCAAACCCUACGACGCAGGUUCUGCUCCAUCUGUUAUAGAUGAAUACACCUAAGUGGUUUCGCUGCCUGUCCAAUCCUUGCAUUCCUCAUAGUAUUCGAGCUCAAAGGUGUUUCCACCACCAACUUUCGCAGCAGGAAUGUUUUGGGCAUGGUGGAAUGAGUUCUCAAGAAAGUUCGAUGUCUGGGAGAAAUUUGUUUUCGAGAUUAAACCAACCUUGCUCUUUCCAAGGAAAUUCUCCUUGGUCGACACAAGGGAGUCCUGCAUAUUGCAAUUAUGGAAACAUUGCUAACAAUGAACCCAAUUUAAGUAGAAAUUUUCUUGCACAACUUUGGGUUGCAGAAAGAAAAAUGACAAAGGACCUUGAAAAAAGAAGAAGAAAAUGUAAGCACCUAAACUAUGUUGGGGCACAGGAAUCAUUCGAACAUCCUUUUGAAAAAUGCUUUCCCGGCAGUAGAGUUAAAGUAGAAGAAUCUAGUGAUCGGGCUGAACCGGUUUUCAAGCAACAACCAGUUAGUCAAUCUAUCUCAGGUUUUCUUCGGCCAACUUCACAAGAAGAGGCUCAAAUUGCACCUCUUCUUGCUAGGUCCAAUCUGCUAAUCACCAGGGAUAUUGAGUGGGCAAAUCUUGUACUUGGUUUUGAGCAGGAGAACCGAUAUGCAAUAGUGGAUGUCUGCUACCCUCAGUCACCUGUUGGUUUUAUUCGUGAGCAGAGUAACAUCAUUACUAGACAGUUGCUGCGUACAAGACGCCCUUUCGUUGCAUCCAUCACUGAUGCCAUGGGUCAAGAGCUGUUUAGGGUUCGUAGGCCUUUUUGGUGGAUAACGAGCUCAAUUUUUGUAGAAAUUGAUAGUAAGGAAAUUGGCGUGGUUCACAGAAGGUGGCAUUUGUGGAGGAGGGUGUAUGAUUUGUACCUGGGGAAUAACAAUUUGCUGUAGUUGAAAAUCCUGGCUUAUGGAAUUGGACUUUUACUUUGAAGGACAUUGAUGGACAAGUUCUAGCUGAAAUAGAUCGUGAUUGGAGGGGUUUUGGCUUUGAGAUAUUUACAGAUGCUGGUCAGUAUGUUAUCCGCUUUGGGAAUGCUGAUCCCAUCUCGAAGACUGGUCCAGCUAGCAUGAUCCAAGAGUUGGAUGUAAGCCGUCCACUGACCCUCUCAGAGCGAGCGGUUGCUGUUGCUCUUGCUAUAUCAUUGGAUAAUGAUUACUUCUCUAGGCAUGGUGGCUGGGGAAUCCCUUUUAUUGCAAUGGGGGAGUAGUUUCUCUAAUUGAGAAAGAGACAUUUGGGAGCUGCAAUGAUCUGUAUUGAUACCAUUAUGCUACUUGCUGUCUUGGACUUUUCAAACAUUGUUUUUACGUCUUUUCUUCUUUCGAAAUGAAACACGAGUAUUGUUUGUUAGGGGAAAAUGUUUGGUGAACCGUCUUUAGA